Molecule: messenger RNA, 5284 nt
Organism: Alosa alosa (allis shad)
Lineage: Eukaryota; Metazoa; Chordata; Actinopteri; Clupeiformes; Clupeidae
Gene: ddhd1b
Product: DDHD domain containing 1b
Exons: 13
Coding region: 336-2957 (873 amino acids)
Cellular component (GO): cytoplasm
Molecular function (GO): glycerophospholipase activity; metal ion binding
Source: RefSeq, a predicted model, not a curated record
UCGCGCUGGCACGCAUUGGGGAGGAGCAACCACUGCACUGCUGUCUCCCAAGCAAGAUUCGCAAGCACUAGGCUAUAGAAGCGGAAUAUAAUUUAGGCUAUAGGUGAACAGGUAUAGGCUUCCUUCGAAUAAGUUUACUGACGGAAAGAAUGCGACAGAUCUGAGAUAGGAAAAGAGCAAUUGAGGUCCGAUGUAGGCCUUCAGUUCAUGAACUGAAUACAAUUUUCGGACAGAUGGUGGUGACUGACUGCGGUAGGCAAGGUGGAGGGAGAGGUUAGUAACGAUAAACCGUUACUUUUAUUGGGCAAAUAAGACUCAAAAACCAAUCAUUUGUAAUGAUGAGCAGUUUAAAGGACAAACAGUCCUUUAACACUCCACCUGAAAGCGCGGACAACAGCGUGAGUGGUAGUGAAUGGGAUGUGGCAAGUGAUGUGUUUGUGUCUUGCUAUGAACAGCCGAUGGGCGAUGCUAUACAUGGUGGAAUGGAUUCGGUGCAGCCGGGUAUGGAUAGACAUUUGCCGCUGCUAAGAGAUCGACGUGGGCUAUCCCAGGACGGCUUGAUUUUAGGCCUGGAGGAAGUCUAUACAGACUAUCAUGCACGACUUAGUUCUGAUCCAGGAACGGCUUAUUUGGAAAUCACAGGCGACCCAAAUUACAGCGAAAGUGAUGGCAACAUCACCACGAAAAAGCGAAAUCGCUCUAACAGUUCCAGACACCGCGGGGAGGUUGUCACGGAGCUUGGACCAGAGGAACUGCGGUGGUUUUACAAGGAAGACAAAAGGACCUGGAAACCUUUCGUCGGACACGACUCUCUCAAAAUCGAGGUUGCUUAUCGAAAAUUCUGCGAACUUAAUCCGGACAAGGUCAGACGCCGGGGACCGUCUGAAUCGGAGGAUAUAAGUGGGUCGACUGGGGGGUCUGAGCCAGCGGGGGGUGAGACUGAGCCUGAGCCUGUGGACAGACUGCCCGUCAGUGACAGAGGGGACAGCGCGUGUUCAACGGUAGAUGUGGACAGCAUAGACGUUGACGUGGACGCCGUAUGCGUCAGAGGAGGUCUUUAUGAAGUUGACAUUAAAGAGAAGGAAUGUUACCCGGUCUACUGGAAUCAGCAAGACCGCAUACCGGUGAUGCGGGGGCAGUGGUUCACCGAUGGCACCUGGCUACCCCUGGAGGAGGAGGACAGCGACCUCAUCGAACUGGAGCACCUUGCACGUUUCAGGGGCCAGCAGAUGAGGGACACUUUUGAGACGGAAGUGGUGUCUACAACCGUGGACAUCAAGGAGUCGAUUCACAGCCUGAAGCUGAGCCGAAGCCACGUGGACUGGCACAGCAUAGAUGAGGUGUACCUUUACAGCGAUGCCACCACCUCCAAGAUUGCGCGGACUGUCACUCAGAAGCUGGGAUUCUCCAAAGCCUCGAGCAGCGGAACUCGACUUCACCGUGGAUACGUGGAGGAGGCGGCCCCUGAAGACACGCCACCGGAGACGACGCACAUCGUGUUUGUGGUUCAUGGGAUUGGCCAGAAGAUGGAUCAGGGUCGCAUCAUCAGGAACACCAGCAUGAUGCGAGAUGCAGCUCGCAAGAUGGAGGAGAAGCAUUUCUCUGACCGCACAAAUGAGCAUGUUGAGUUCUUACCUGUUGAGUGGCGGUCCAAACUGUCCCUGGAUGGAGACACUGUGGACUCCAUCACCCCAGACAAAGUGAGAGGACUGAGAGAUAUGCUGAACAGCAGUGCCAUGGACAUCAUGUACUACACCAGCCCCUUAUACAGGGAUGAGAUCACUCGCGGUCUAACCAAGGAGCUGAACAGACUCUACACACUCUUCUGCAAGCGAAACCCCCAGUUUGAAGAGAGCGGGAAGGUGUCCAUUGUGUCCCACUCCCUGGGCUGUGUCAUCACCUUUGACAUCAUGACGGGCUGGGACCCGGUGCGCUUCCACUACAUGGCCGCACAGGACACCGAGGACCUGGAGACGGGCAGGCCGGGCUUCGAGGAGCGUCGGCUGCUCGAGCAACUGCGUCUCACCCGGCUCAGAUUGAGGGAUCUGGAGGACCAGAUUCUAGGUCUGCAGACUCCGUCUUCAGAGGCUAUUCCAGCCCUAAAAUUUAAGGUAGAAAAUUUCUUCUGCAUGGGUUCACCUUUGGCAGUGUUUCUGGCCUUACGAGGCAUUAGACCAGGAGCUAAUGGAACCCAGGACCACAUACUACCUAAGUCUAUCUGCCAGCGCCUUUUCAAUAUCUUUCACCCAACUGACCCAGUGGCAUACAGGUUGGAGCCCCUCAUCUUGAAGCACUACAGUAAUAUCUCCCCUGUCCAAAUACACUGGUAUAACACGACCAGCCCCACGCCGUAUGAUCAGAUCCGUCCGACGCUGCUGAACCCUCUGAAGGAGAGCGCCUCGGUGUCUGACACAGAGAGCAUCCCCAGCCCCUGCACCUCCCCUCCACAGCCCCGCAGGCACUACGGAGAAUCCAUCACUAACCUGGGCAAGGCCAGCAUCAUGGGGGCGGCCAGCAUCGGGAAAGGACUGGGCGAGAUUCUCUUCUCUCGGUUCUCACGCUCGAGUGGCCAAGUGGGCGGUGUGGAGGAAGAACCCUCGGACUCCGAGGGCGGCACAUCUGAGCCAGACAACGUGGCGUCAGGAGAGGAAGGAGUGACAAACGAAGAAGAAGAAGAAGAAGAAAAGAUAGAGGAGAAAAAAGAGGCAGCCGACGUGAAAGAGGAGCCCGCCAUGUCCCAGUCCACCUCUGCAAUCAUGGACUACACUUCAUUGGAAAUGGAGAAUCGCAUUGACUUUGAGUUACGGGAGGGUCUGGUGGAGAGCCGGUACUGGUCUGCUGUGACGUCCCACACAGCCUACUGGUGCUCCCUGGACGUGGCUCUCUUCCUUCUGACUUUCAUGUACAGGCUGAACGAGAUGGAGGAGCCUGCCGACGACGCCAAUGCCGAAUCUUAACCCCUCUGUACAAACUCCUCCUCCUCCUCCUCCUUAACCACUUCCACUUUCCCACUCUCCCCCUUUUACCCACUCCUGCUAAACCCGGGAUUCCCUGUGCACUUCUGACACACUGGCCACUCUGGGCCAGACAGACCCUGCUCACUGUGCAUCCAAGAGCCUUUCCUCCUCAUUCUGUGGAGUUCACCUUCAAAAAAAAUCACACACACGUGUGCACAUACACACAAACAGACACAUAAAAAAUCACAGAGCAUCACCCCUCAUCGUGCCAUAAAUCCCUAGUGGUUCGUACGAAGACUGUUACCAACCUAAUCCCGAGCCCAUUGCCAUCGUCGAGCAGUCAUGUUAUGACUAUGACUGACAAAGAGACUUGUUUCAUUUCAGUGGUUACCACCAUGCAUCUGUACAUCCUGUGGGAUCUCUUGACAUUGCCGUUUCUCUCGUUGAACACUGAAUAGUAUGUUCUUGUCCAUCUCCAAAGUCCAAAGUUAAACUUGUGCUCCCUAAGGUGCCUCUGUUACCACUCAAGAGAAACGUCAGAAUCUAUCACACGCCAACCCGUUUUGAGAGGAAGACGUGAACACCAUACCUCCUGUUGGCUUAAUCAGUGAAGAACAAUAAGCAUAGUCUAAGGCCAAGGCCAUGCUGAAAUUGGGGAGUGCGCAGUGGGCAAAAACAUAGUCGUAGAAGAUGGGAUUAUUUUGUAUGUCUGCAGUGAAUAUGUGCCACUGUCACGCCUGGUGUAGCUAGUUCCAUGGAUUAUAGUGGAAUGUGAUUGUUGCAGCAUUCCCCACAUGAGCGUUCAGCUUCAGUUGUGUGACCGGCUAUAUGACAUGUUCCAUCGACAGUCUUCACGUGAGGUGCACCGAAAAAGAAAUCAAAAGAUUUUUCUAAUACCUGUUUGACUAUUUAACAAGCUCUCUGUUGCAUUUGGUAGGCACUGAACCUGAGGUAGAUGAGCUUUGUUAAAUGACCAGUGCUACAUUUUUUUUAACUGUAACAUGUAGGCCUGCCUCAAGUGUCCUCACUUUAGAGGAGUGUGUUUAGGUAUUUACAUGCUUUGGUUAUGCAUCUCAUUUGUUGCAUUGUGUGUCGGUGUACAGUGGUCUUAGCAUAAAAAACAAGAGGAAAUAGAUAUCAAGCACACCCUACUUGUGGCUUGAUUUAGAAAUAGGACAAACCCAAACCAUGUGUUCUUAUGUGCUGACCCUAAACACUCCUUUGUGGAUCAGGUGUGUGGACAUUUGGACUGGUACCACCUGGACACUUCCCAAAAUACCAUUUCCCCCCAAACAUUCUUGCACUACAAAAAAUAGUGUCAAUUUUUGUCACUGGUCACUGGUCCUUGGCCUGUCAUCUCUAUUUCUGUUUACAACACUAGUGACGUUGAGUUGAGGAUGGUGGUGAGAAGAAAGUCACUGUCAUGAUUGUUUACCAUUUGGAAUGUGGAUUCCAACAGUUUGCCAAAUUGGCUUAUUUUAUGAGUUUGGUUAUGGCAAAAUGGCUGAUUCAUACAUAUCCACCUGAAGACCUUAAAACAUAUAGAUGUGUUGGUCUUCUGGUUUGGGACUGACCCAGUGCUUAUUAAAAAAUAAUAUUAUGUGGAUUUUGCAUUUUUGCAUUGGGCAUGAUGCAAUUUGAAUGCAUAGUGAAUCCAAGGCAAGCUGCAAAAUCAUGUUGGAUGAAAUGUGCUUUGAGCACUAGACAUGGCAGUUUGUGCCAGGGAAACAUCCAUGCAAGGUUUUUUUCACAUUUUUUCACCAUUAGAAAGAGUGUAACUCUUAUCCCAAUGUGUCAUUAAUAACAGCUGAAUGGAAAUUAUAUAUUUAAGAGGAAGAAAAAUAAGAAAAGAAAAUGAUUAUGUUUAACUGAAAAUCACCUCAAUCACCCAUCACCUUUACAAAUGCAUCCAUGCCUGAUAGAAAACCUUCAGUUUAAUGCAAUGAUGUUUCUAGAAUGCAGCAUCAUUUAUUUAGUUUAUUUUUAGUUUGACACCAUCCUUAUGCCUUCAAAAGAAUCAGUAAAGUAAAAAGCACUUACCUUGUCCUUACCUCACCUUGAUAAUAACUUACCUUUGAAUGUGCCAACUACAUAAAAAGAGCCUCCAUUUUAAGAUGCUUGACAAUGGAGCACACAAGGCUGAGAGGAGCAGGGCGGCAGGCUCCCCUCAGCACUGCCUUGCUGCCUGCAUAGCAAACAAGGAAACUUUGUCCUUUAUGUUGACAUUUCCCCAUCAUAUCAAAACGUGUCAUGUUUACCGUUUUUAUGUAUUCCACCUGUUAUGUUCCCUCACCAAAUAAAUGCUGUGGUAUAACAGUCCACUUUUA